AUGGCUUCUGUACCAGGCUUCAGCUGCAGCAAAAAGUCUAGCACCAGGAAUGAACUAACAUUGAAGGAGAGAGUCGAUCUCAUUGAUUAUCAAAAGAAGAACCCUGCCACUAGUUCUCGAAAGCUGGCCGAAAUAUUUAAGUGUGGAAGGACUCAAGUUCUACAAGUAUUGAAGAAGAAAGAUACCAUUUUUGAACAGUUCAAAAGUAAUGCUCCUGGAGAUAGAAAGCGUAAACGUGGAACACAGUUUGAAGAAAUUAAUGAUGCUGUGUUCACUUGGUAUUCAUUAGCAAGACAACGAAACGUUCCUAUAUCUGGACCUAAGCUUCAAGAAGAGGCCAUGAAAAUAGCAGAAAAGCUCAGUUGUAGUUCUCAAUUUAAAGCAUCCAAUGGUUGGCUACAAAGUUUUAAAAAGCACCAUAAAUUAAAGCAACUAACUGUGAGUGGAGAGGCUGCAGAUGUUUCUGAAGAGACAGUUGAAAAUUGGCAUGAAAGACUAAAGUUAAUUUUAGCUGGCUAUAAAGCUGAAGACAUUUGGAAUGAAGAUGAGACUGGUUGCUUCUACAGAGCUUUACCUGAAAAGACUUUAGCUGAAAAGAAGGAAUGUCGUGGAGGAAAGAAGUCUAAAGACAGAAUUACAGUUGCUUUUUUUGCUAAUUCUGCUGGGGGGAAAGAGGCACCUAUUGUUAUAGGUAAACAUGCAAAACCAAGGUGCUUUAAAGGGCUCAACAAUAUUAAACAGCCAGCAGGUAUUCCCUACUAUUCCAAUCAGAAGGCAUGGAUGAAUACUGACAUCAUGAACAAUGUGCUAUCAACUCUUAAUCAAAAGCUAGGAAAGCAGAAGCGAAACAUUCUCCUUCUACUUGACAAUGUUUCUUCUCAUGAUCCAGCAUUGAAAAACAAGUUCUCUAACAUCAAGGUUGUUUUUCUGCCAAAAAACACCACUUCUAAACUACAGCCUUUGGAUGCUGGAAUCAUUAAAAAUUUCAAAGUUCACUAUCGUCGUCUCCUUCAGCAUACUCUAAGUAAAAUCGACACUACAGACCUCACAGCUUCAGCAAUUGCUAAAAGCAUUGACAUUUUAACAGCUAUUCUGGAAGUUAAUGAAGAGCCACAGGUCGAUCCAUUUGCUGGACUUGAGGAAGAGGAAGAACUAGAUGGAUCGCCAGCACAAGAGCCAACUUUAAAUGACCUUGUAUCUCAAUUCCAUGACAUGACAGCCGAAGAAUAUAUAUCCUUUGACAAUGAUCUUGAUACCUGCCUUACAUUUGAUGAGACUGGAGAAUGGCGAAAAGAAUUAAGAAGACUGGCUUGUGAGGCUCCGUUGGCAAAAAGAGUGGCAACUGAAGAAAGUGAUGAUGAUGAGGAUGCUAAUGCCAAUGAAGAUGACAAUCAUGAGGAGCAACAGUGUACACGUAGCACAAUAAGAGAUUUCGAUCUUGUGAUAGAAGUUUCCAAUGAUUUAGUACAAUUUUUGUCUGAAAAUGGUAUGGAGGACGUUCAUGUACAGAAUAUGUUCCAGGUUAGAUCUGCUUGGGAAGCUGCUAAGCUAAAGAUAAAGUUAAUCCAAACUGAUCUUAAACAAUACUUUAGUCCUGAACAGACACAUGAUAACCUUUGUACUAGCAUAUCACUUAGUAAAACUAUCAUUUUAAGUUUAUUUAUUUAUUUAACAAUAUUUCACAUGCAAUGUUGA
Amphimedon queenslandica is the source of this 1695-nucleotide messenger RNA. RefSeq names its product tigger transposable element-derived protein 4-like. The record is from RefSeq and is a predicted model, not a curated record. Gene Ontology annotation, cellular component: nucleus. NCBI's taxonomy places the organism in Eukaryota, Metazoa, Porifera, Demospongiae, Haplosclerida, Niphatidae. The transcript has 2 exons. Bases 1 to 1695 code for a protein of 564 amino acids. Gene Ontology annotation, molecular function: DNA binding.